AUGUUUUCCGCAGCACUCCUCCUCGGCGCCGUCGCCACUCUCCUCGACACCGUCUCUGCCCAUGGCUUUAUCAACAGCGUCAGCACCAACGGAGCGUCCACCAAAGGUUCUGAUCCAUCGUGGUACUACUCUCCCGCGAACUCGAGGCCUCAGACUGCCGGCUGGGACUCCCUGAACCAGGAUAAUGGAUUCGUCGAGCCCGCUGCGCUUGGUACGGACGAUAUCAGCUGCCACAAGAGUGCAACCGCAGGCAGGCUCUAUGCCAACGUCGCUGCUGGCUCUGUGCUCACCUUGUACUGGAACACCUGGCCAGAAAGCCACAAGGGACCCGUCAUCAACUACAUUGCUCCCUGCAACGGUGAUUGCACAACCCUCACCCCUGGCUCUCUUCGCUGGAGCAAGAUUUCCCAAGCCGGUCUGAUCACCCCUGGCGGCACCGGCACAUGGGCUACCGACAACCUGAUCAAGACCAACUUCACCUCGACCACCACGAUCCCCAAGAACCUCAAGGCCGGCAACUACGUCAUCCGCCACGAGAUCAUCGCCCUGCACAGCGCUUCGAGCGACAACGGCGCUCAGUUCUACCCGCAGUGCCUGAACUUGAAGGUAACGGGAAGCGGCUCCGUCGCUCCUUCUGGAGGCGUUGCUGGCACCAGCCUGUACAAGAGGACCGACGCCGGUAUCCUGUUCAACCUCUACAACAACCCCACAAGCUACCCGUUCCCUGGCCCCGCGCUCUGGACUGCGGCAAACUAA
Ascochyta rabiei is the source of this 756-nucleotide messenger RNA. Its product is annotated as Lytic cellulose monooxygenase (C1-hydroxylating). The record is from RefSeq and is a predicted model, not a curated record. Lineage: Eukaryota; Fungi; Ascomycota; Dothideomycetes; Pleosporales; Didymellaceae. The transcript has 3 exons. The coding region runs from base 1 to 756 and encodes 251 amino acids.